AUUGUAGAUUUGCCGCAGAUGGAAAUAACUACUUGGCCGGACAAAUGGGGAGUGGUGAAGGCUCUCACCCGGUACAACGUUUAAGACAACAGGCCUGAGGGUGCCCAGCCCAGAAAAACAUUUGAAAGAAUGAAUUGACCCUAAGUGGGUCGAUAGCGAUAAGCGCUGAAUGGGAAUCGUCGACCAUGCCCUAAGCCCGCGGGGAACCAGAAAAUUGAACCGAAAGUAUUUAGAUUCGAUCGAAGAUGGUUAGUUGAAUGACUACGCAAAAUGGCGGAAUACGAUGUAAUGCCCUAUGAAGACUUUUUCCAAGAGAGAAACGACAAUGUCUCAGACCUCCACGCUUAUUACAUGACACAAUUUAACUUGGAACUAGAAAACUGCAAGAAAAAGGACAGUUUCAAAUAUGGAGUUGAAGAAAGUUUCGAUUUAGAAGUCCUCGAUUGGAACAGCAACAAAAACACAGAUCUAGAAAUCAUAGAUCAGGUUAUAGAUAGCAACAUUGAUGAACAAAACAUCAAAGAAGUUCUUUUAGAUCUGGAUAGUAUAGACUUCGAUAGUAAAAGUAUCAAAACUGAUUCAAAUAGUAGCACAAACAAAACCGAGACGAGUUUAUACGAAACCAAUGAAUACAUUGACGAUGAAUCUUUGAUAGAUGAACUUUGCAGAGAAGAAGGUGAGUCUAGACUGUCGCCAGAAGGUUUUAAUGAAGACUUUCUUGCAAACAAUGAGAAGAUUCUACCUUCAAUGGAAACAGCGUUUUCAAAAAGGUACUGCAAUUACAACGUUGAAGAGACCAUUCCAUAUCCGGUGCAAAAUACUCAAAUAAUGAACAGUAUAGAGCAUUACAGUUAUCCGAAUAAUAUUCUGUACAAUAUUGACAAUGCUAAGAACCUACCAGACACUCCAACGAGUUGUACAGAAUUUGAUUUCGAUAGAAGAAAGGUGUCCGUAUCUGAAUCUAUAGAAAGCGAUGUACAAAGUUCUACUUAUUACGACGAAAAUUCAGAAACAUUUGAUGAAGAUGAACUAUUUGUUAAUUUGGAUGACUUUGGGUUGAAUUUUGAGAAGGAUGAAGAGGUAACUGCCGUAGAAAGCAGAACGCUGCAGUUUGAAAAGAAAGCUGAAAAAGAGAAAGUACAAGGUGAACGAACAUGUCUAUGGGAACACUGCUAUGAAAGAUAUCCAAAUCAAAACACCUUGGUAGAGCAUAUCGAAAAAGCUCAUGUCAACUCGUACAAAGGAGAUGAAUUCAGCUGCCUCUGGCGCGACUGCACGCGUGCCCGUCGACCGUUCAACGCGAGAUAUAAACUGCUCAUUCAUAUGCGCGUGCAUUCCGGACAUAAACCCAAUCGAUGCCAUCACCCCGGCUGCGGCAAGGCUUUUUCCCGGCUGGAGAACCUGAAGAUCCACGUGCGCUCCCACACGGGCGAGAGGCCCUACGCCUGUCUUGCUCCUCACUGCCGGAAGGCCUUCUCCAACUCUUCAGACAGAGCCAAGCAUCAGAGAACACAUUUUAAUGCUAGACCUUACGCAUGCGGCGCAGCGGGUUGUGGCAAGCGCUACACGGACCCUUCGUCCCUCAGAAAGCACGUCAAGACCCACCCCCACGUCAACGUGCCCAGGACGUGUAUACCACCAGCUAGACCCCUCAGAAGGCCCGAGGAGCAGCUCGUACCCAGCUCUCCAGCGAAAUUGACCACCUUGAGGUGCAUUAGGGAUAAAUUGACAGUCCCGAGGUAUCAAAGAUUGUAAUUUUGAUUUCGUAAAAU
Pectinophora gossypiella (pink bollworm) is the source of this 1772-nucleotide messenger RNA. Its product is annotated as zinc finger protein 572-like. NCBI's taxonomy places the organism in Eukaryota, Metazoa, Arthropoda, Insecta, Lepidoptera, Gelechiidae. The record is from RefSeq and is a predicted model, not a curated record. Gene Ontology annotation, cellular component: nucleus. The transcript has 7 exons. Gene Ontology annotation, molecular function: RNA polymerase II cis-regulatory region sequence-specific DNA binding; DNA-binding transcription factor activity, RNA polymerase II-specific. The coding region runs from base 271 to 1755 and encodes 494 amino acids. Gene Ontology annotation, biological process: regulation of transcription by RNA polymerase II.